This is a messenger RNA of Nestor notabilis (Kea), 3729 nucleotides long. RefSeq names its product myosin-3-like. The record is from RefSeq and is a predicted model, not a curated record. The transcript is spliced from 26 exons. Gene Ontology annotation, molecular function: actin filament binding; ATP binding; cytoskeletal motor activity. Lineage: Eukaryota; Metazoa; Chordata; Aves; Psittaciformes; Psittacidae. Gene Ontology annotation, cellular component: myosin complex. The annotation marks the transcript as partial.
AUGGCAGUCUUCGGAGAAGCUGCUCCCUAUUUACGUAAGACUGAGAAGGAGAGAAUUGAAGCCCAGAACCGCCCAUUUGAUGCUAAGACAGCCUGUUUUAUAGUGGAUGAAAAGCAAAUGUAUGUGAAAGCUACCAUACAGAGUAGAGAAGAAGGCAAAGUCACAGUUAAAACAUAUGAUGAUACAACCGUGACUGUAACAGAUGACCAAGUCUUUCCCAUGAACCCUCCCAAGUAUGAUAAAAUUGAGGACAUGGCCAUGAUGACCCACCUCCAUGAACCUGCAGUGCUGUACAACCUCAAAGAGCGUUACGCAGCCUGGAUGAUCUAUACCUACUCGGGUCUCUUCUGUGUCACCGUCAACCCCUACAAGUGGCUGCCGGUGUACAGCCCGCAGGUGGUGGCUGGCUACCGAGGCAAGAAGCGCCAGGAGGCCCCUCCACACAUCUUUUCCAUCUCUGAUAAUGCCUAUCAGUCCAUGCUGAUUGAUUCUUGCAACCAGUCAAUCCUUAUCACCGGAGAAUCCGGAGCAGGGAAAACUGUGAACACGAAGCGAGUCAUCCAGUACUUUGCAACAAUUGCAGUCAGUGGUGACAAAAAAAAAGAAGAAAAGAGUGGCAAACUGCAGGGAACUCUGGAGGAUCAAAUCAUCAGCGCCAAUCCACUGCUGGAGGCCUUUGGCAAUGCCAAGACUGUGAGGAACGACAACUCCUCGCGCUUUGGAAAAUUCAUCCGGAUUCACUUUGGAAGAACUGGCAAGCUGGCCUCUGCAGAUAUUGAAACCUAUCUCCUGGAGAAAUCCAGAGUCACUUUUCAGCUGUCCAGUGAAAGAAGCUAUCAUAUUUUUUAUCAGAUAAUGUCCAACAAGAAGCCGGAGCUCAUUGAUCUCCUCCGUAUCUCCACCAACCCCUACGACUUCCAGUACAUGAGCCAAGGAGAAGUCACUGUUGCCAGUAUUAAUGACGCUGAGGAACUGCUGGCGAUGGAUAAUGCCGUGGACAUCCUGGGCUUCAGUCCUGAUGAGAAGGAGGGGAUAUAUAAGGUGACUGGGGCUGUCAUGCACUAUGGGAACAUGAAGUUCAAGCAGAAGCAGCGUGAGGAGCAGGCAGAGCCAGAUGGCACAGAAGUGGCUGACAUAGCUGCCUCCCUCAUGGGUCUGAAUUCUGCUGAUUUUCUCAAGGCUUUAUGCUAUCCCAGAGUAAAAGUCGGGAAUGAAUAUGUAACUAAAGGACAAAGUGUACAACAGGUAUACAAUUCAGUGGGUGCAUUGGCUAAAUCAGUCUACGAGAAGAUGUUCCUGUGGAUGGUUAUUCGCAUCAAUCAACAGCUGGAUACGAAGCAACCCAGAACGUUCUUCAUUGGUGUCCUGGACAUUGCUGGCUUUGAGAUCUUUGAUUUCAACAGCUUGGAGCAGCUGUGCAUCAACUUCACUAAUGAGAAACUGCAACAGUUCUUCAACCACCACAUGUUCGUGCUGGAGCAGGAGGAGUACAAGAAGGAAGGAAUUGAUUGGGAAUUCAUUGACUUUGGGAUGGACCUGGCUGCCUGCAUUGAGCUCAUUGAGAAGCCCAUGGGCAUCUUCUCCAUCCUGGAAGAGGAGUGCAUGUUCCCCAAGGCAACUGAUACCUCUUUCAAGAACAAGCUCUAUGACCAACAUCUGGGCAAGAACAAAAACUUCCAGAAGCCAAAGCCUGCCAAAGGCAAGGCUGAGGCUCACUUCUCUCUGGUACACUAUGCUGGCACAGUGGACUACAACAUCGCUGGCUGGCUUGACAAGAACAAGGACCCCCUGAAUGAAACUGUUGUGGAGCUGUACCAGAAAUCAUCCUUGAAGCUGCUGUCCUUCCUUUUCUCUAACUAUGCGAGUGCAGAAACAAAGCAGUCCAAUGAUAAUUCUGGUGGCAAGAAGGGUGGUAAGAAGAAGGGUGGCUCUUUCCAGACGGUGUCUGCUGUUUUCAGGGAAAAUCUAAAUAAGUUGAUGACUAACCUGAGAAGUACCCAUCCUCACUUUGUGCGAUGCCUGGUUCCUAAUGAGACCAAAACACCUGGUGAAAUGGACCAUUUCUUGGUGAUGCAUCAGCUGCGGUGCAAUGGAGUUCUAGAAGGCAUCCGAAUUUGCAGAAAAGGGUUUCCAAGCAGAAUCCUUUAUACAGACUUCAAGCAACGGUACAAGAUACUUAAUGCCUCAGCCAUUCCAGAUGACCAAUCCACUGACAGCAAACAGGCUUCAGAAAAGCUUCUUUCCUCCAUUGAUGUUGACCACAGCCAAUACAAAUUCGGCCACANNNAGGUGUUCUUCAAAGCAGGUCUCUUGGGAGUCCUGGAAGAGAUGAGAGAUUAUAAGCUUGUGAGCCUCAUCACUACUAUACAAGCUAUCUGCAGAGGGUUCCUCAUGAGAAAUAAAUACAAGAUAAUAAGUGGAAAAAGAGAAUGCAUUUAUAUCCUCCAGAACAAUAUUCGUGCAUUCUUGAACACCAGGCACUGGCCCUGGAUGAAUCUGUUGACCAUGAUCAAACCCUUGAUGAAGAAGGCAGAAUCUGAGAAGGAGAUAGCCAACAUGAAAGAGGAGUUUGAGAAGACCAAGGAAGAGCUUGCAAAGUCUGAGGCAAUAAGGAAAGAGCUGGAGGAGAAAAUGGUGACCCUGGUGCAAGAGAAAAAUGAUCUGCAACUUCAGGUUCAAUCUGUGAGUGAAAAUCUAGCUGGUGCUGAAGAGAGAUGUGGAGGACUCGUCAAAAAUAAAAUCCAGCUGGAAGCUAAAAUUAAGGAACUAAGUGAACGAAUGGAGGAGGAAGAGGCGACAAAUGCUGACCUGACAGCAAAGAAAAGGAAACUUGAAGAUGAGUGCUCUGGGCUGAAGAAAGAUAUUGAUGAUCUUGAACUGACUCUGGCCAAAGUGGAAAAGGAGAAACAUGCAACAGAGAAUAAGGUUAAGAAUCUUACCGAAGAGAUGGCAGCUCUGGAUGAAAAUAUUUCUAAACUCACUAAGGAGAAAAAGGCCCUCCAGGAAGCCCACCAUCAGACACUGGAUGACUUGCAAGUUGAGGAAGACAAAGUCACAGCACUCAGCAAAACCAAGACCAAACUGGAGCAGCAAGUAGAUGAUCUUGAAAGAUCUCUGGAAGAAGAGAAGAAACUGCGAAUGGACCUUGAGAGAGCAAAAAGAAAACUAGAAGGAGAUCUGAAAAUGUCUCAGGAUUCCAUUAUGGAUCUAGAAAAUGAUAAGCAACAGAUGGAUGACAGACUAAAAAAAAAGGAUUUUGAAAUCAGACAGUUGCAAGGUAACAUAAAAGAUGAGCAGGCUCAUAGUUCUCAGCUGCAAAAGAAAAUUAAGGAGCUUCAGGUUCGAACAGAGGAACUGGAGGAGGAAAUUGAGGCAGAACGAACCUCUCGGGCAAAAGCAGAGAAGCAUCGGGCUGACCUCUCGAGGGAGCUGGACGAGAUCAGCGAGCGCCUGGAAGAAGCAGGAGGGGCUACGGCAGCUCAGGUUGAGAUGAACAAGAAGCGUGAGGCCGAGUUCCAGAAGAUGCGUCGUGACCUCGAAGAGGCCACGCUGCAGCACGAAGCCACGGCUGCUGCCCUGCGGAAGAAGCACGCGGACAGCACCGCUGAGCUUGGGGAGCAGAUCGACAACCUGCAGCGAGUGAAGCAGAAGCUGGAGAAGGAGAAGAGUGAGCUGAAGAUGGAGAUGGACGACUUGGCCAGUAACAUGGAGUCUGUCUCCAAAUCCAAG